Vitrella brassicaformis is the source of this 3665-nucleotide messenger RNA. The record is from the annotation of a GenBank genome assembly. NCBI's taxonomy places the organism in Eukaryota, Vitrellaceae.
GCCCAAAGCGUCCUUAACGACACCAGCAACGACCUGAGAGAGCUCUCCGAAUGGUCAUGAGUUGUGGCCACCUGCAUACACCCAACGUGAGGAGGCAAGCACAUCAUGAUUGCUGUUCACUCCCCUUGUCUGUCAGCAGGUGCACCGCGUGGCUCUCGCUGGUUCCCACCAGUUUGGAUAAGAGCUCUUCCUCAUCGGUCGCCAACGACGCUAUCGCAGCGGGCCCUCCAGCCGGUCUAUCGACCUCUCGUGACACAGGCUCCCUGUGCACCUCAUCCUCCCUGUCAAAGAAUCCAGACGUGACCUCAGCCCUUCUGCCCGCCUGCUCCAUCUGCUCCAGGUCCGAGUACGCGGAGAGAAAGCUCGAGUGCUUGCUCCGCCUGGCGAACCUCUUGGCAGCCGCCAAGCCUUCGGGGUCCCGCGACUUCGGAGGUUUGCUUGCCCUGAAGGGAGAGUGUUCGUGCGGCUCGGGCAGCCAUUCCGAUGCCGGGCUGUGGGUUGCUUCGAUGCUCUUGGUUCGCGGGCCCAUCUCAGCCUCGGCCUCUUCAGAGACGGCACUUGCGAAGGACGAAGACCGGGAGACCUUGAGACCCCGACCUGAGGGCUGCCUCGCUUCAUUCUUCUUGCGGAUGACCGUCGCAUUCCUCGCAAGGUGUUUUCUGGACUGCCCAUGCCGCUCCUUGAUCUGCUGGCAUAUGUGCUGCCACGUGAAGUCGGCAAUCAUCGACGACAUCUCGCUCAGCGGGUCGUGCGCGACUGACACACCGACUGAUCCAACGGGCUGACGGGAAGGCGCCGGUGCAGUGCUUCGUGCUCGAACGGGCGCUCGCCGGCUUCUGCUGACCAUGUCAUUACUCGCCUCUUCCCGUGACUUCGAGGGGGGAGACAGCGGCAGCGUUUCCGUUUUCAGUGUCAUGCCAUUUCUUGGACCAUGCGCUGCACUCUUGGAAGCACGUGCUCGGCCAGCAGCCGGCUGAGGUGGAGGGAGGACACUAUGAUUGAUGGCCGCCCCGUCCCUUAUCCCUGGGGAGGGCUGGUCUGCUGCAGCCGUAAAGUCAGCCCACAGAGGCACUUGGCCUUUCUGGUCCUCAUGGCCUGACGAAGGAAGAAUCAUCCUCUCGAUGGUGCCUUGUCUCUCCCAACGACUGUCAGAACAUGGCGAGAAGUCCUCUGCAGAGAAGGGCGGGGGCGGGACAUCAUCGGCCGUCGAAAAUGUCACCCAAUCGGGCGGCGGCUCUUCCGGAGACGACACCAGAGCAGCAUCGACAUGGAAGUGUUGGGGAAGGGCCAGCUCCGCCUUCGUGUCUGCUUGGGUCUCUGUUUGAGGUCGGUGAGAGUGCUCCCUGCUUGUGAGGACUGUGCUGGGCGAUGCAGGUUGCGUCGGCUGGGUGGGCUCCAUCUCUUCGGGUGCUGUCGGGCCCACUCGUGCGGUCCCAAGGGGCAAGUUCGUUUCCACCUUGCUGAACAGCAGGGGCUUUCUGUCUUCAGAUCUUCGACGCUGAGUCCCGAUAUCGGCCUCACUCGGGCUCCUCUCGUCCUCCCUCGUCCUUCCCGGCCGCAGACGAGCGGCAGAUUUUGCCCUUCUCGGCACGUCGGGCCUCUGCACGGGCGAAUGCUUGGGUAAGGGGCUGUCGAAACGUCUUGUAGGCGGCCUGUGAGUGUCAAGUGUCUCCUCUCGACGGGUGAGGGCGGCCGUGUCGGAUGUCUUGGGCGAGCUGUGGGCUUCUGAGAAGGGGAUCAGGCGAGUGGUCGAUGGCUGCUUGAGGAAGGUCAGGUCGGCAGAUGGUCUCCCGCGCAACGGCGUCUGCAGCAACACCAACAGCAUGCAUCUAUCCAUUCACCAAGAUCUUUCAGCCGCACCGUCGUCUUGUCCCCUGCUUCACUUUCCCCAAGUAGAUGAUCGAGCGGACUUCCCUCAGGCCGGGGCAGCAUCGGCAGGGGCGGGAGAGAGCGCACCUGCUGCCUUGGCGGAUCGGCCGGCCGUCCCCCGAAGCGUGUCUGUGACUUCUCCUUCAGGGCGCCACGUGACUUUGGCGAGGGGGCGACAGAUCGCUCGGCGGGAGGAAGGGGCUCGUGCUGACUGUACUCUGAAAUCGGAGGCCUUAGCAAAUUAAAGAGACGUGACUGCAUUGCGUGUUCUCGACCUGCUUGCUCUUCUUGUUUUAUUUCUGGGAAUGAUGCCUUUGGGAACUCAGAUAUCCGCAGCUCCUUGUCCAAUGCCGUCACGCAGGCCAGGCUGUCAGGCGGCUCCAAAGUGGGGACGGGAUCGUCUGUUGGCCCGGUGGGCUCCUUGGCAUGCCUGUGAGCAGGUCAAACCAUGCCUUGUUCGCGCAUUUCUCAAAAUUCAUUCGAUGCUCACUCCAUGAAUUCCUCAAACUGCCUCCGCCAAAAGGUCGAUCUGACGAGACACCAAUCGCAUCGCGAAGGAAUGCAUGUCUUCAUCUUUCCCCAUGUCUCCUUACUUUUUCCUGUUGGUGGCCAAAUCCUGGUCACACACACAGAUCAUGGACGCUAGGCACGGCAAUGGUUCCAACGGGUGUUGGCUGUCUCAUACCUCUUGGAGGGAUGCCAUGCACUCGUAGUAUUUGACGUCCUCUUCCUCACAUUGACGCACCUGACUGGCGUAUCCGCCCUGAUCGACGUACAAGCGACAAAAGGCGCCCGAUCGGCGGACGAAAUACGAUGUGCGUGCAGCAUUGCUGUGCCCACCUCUUGCUGCUUGAGGUGAUUUUGCAGCUGUCUUAUUUGCUCGCGAUAGUCAGAUACCAGCAGCUCCUUCUGCAGCUGUAGACUGGUCAGGUGGCCCUCCAUCUGGUUGCAGCGUCGUAUCAGGCUGUCUCGCUCCGCCCUGUGGAGAGGGAAAGGACACCCACUUCCUUCUCCUCCUCGACUGAUUCAUCGCUCAACCUGAUAGGUUCAAGCUCUUCGGCUGCCUGUUUCUGCUGAUGCUGGGUGCGCUGCUGAACGUCAUCCAACCAAUACUCCAGCUCGCGGACCUGUAAAGGGCAACAGGGCGACUUGCACACAGCGCGGCAGACGAAUGUCAGGUUUCUGCCGGCCACCUCUCUCCUGGCAUCAUGUAUCUGCUGCUGUGUCUCUGAGAGGUCCAGGAGGUCCAUCUGGAUGGCAUCUGCCCGCUCGAGUAUGUGCUGCUUCUUGUUGUGGAACUCCUCACGGAAACAGUUCAGCUGUACACAAGGAACACACACGCGCACUCACGCAAACGCAAUGCAGUUGUCUGUCUCCCCGUUCCACCAUAUCACUGUCAGUCACCCAGCAGUCACCAUUUGUUUGGUCUUGUCCAGUUGCUGUCUCAAGGCAGUCAGGCAGUCCUGACCCUCGCCCAGCUUCCUCGCAGACCUGCACACAGCCCACAGACAAACCGCCCCUCAUAGGCACCCAGUCUGGGAAAGAUCACUCGUCUCACCAAUCGCGUCUCACCAUUUGAUGUCGCGUUCGAAUUCUGUGAGUGCUCCCUGCUCCUCAUCCCGCAGCUGCUGUUCCUUCCUCAGCAGCUUCAGCCGCUCGAUGGUGCUUCCCCGUCCAUGACCCAGAUAUGCCUUGACCCGUCCGAGCACCUCCUCUCGGCGAUGCCACUCACUGGCCACUGAAUCAGAUCCAUUCAUGACCAUGAUUGAAUGAGGUUUGGAGGACACAGACGAGCC